Messenger RNA from Cephus cinctus (wheat stem sawfly), 4981 nucleotides. RefSeq names its product B-cell lymphoma/leukemia 11A (gene Cph). NCBI's taxonomy places the organism in Eukaryota, Metazoa, Arthropoda, Insecta, Hymenoptera, Cephidae. The transcript is spliced from 3 exons. Gene Ontology annotation, cellular component: nucleus. Bases 1758 to 4265 code for a protein of 835 amino acids. Gene Ontology annotation, biological process: regulation of transcription by RNA polymerase II. The record is from RefSeq and is a predicted model, not a curated record. Gene Ontology annotation, molecular function: DNA-binding transcription factor activity; RNA polymerase II cis-regulatory region sequence-specific DNA binding.
CGAACACCAGAGCCGCCCGGCGACGUACGUGAUAGCCACAGAGCCACCAACACGUCCGCCGUAUCUUUCCACCACUACCGACGCACCAGCAGCGUCCAUGCUACUAGCCUCCCUUUUCGACGGAGAGAAGGUUUCAUCCCCCAGUGAACGUGGUACGGGGACUCCCCCGAAAAUUCUCUCCCUUGCAGACGUUACCCCCACCCCGGGGGUGAAAACUACCCCACGACGUGUGGGGUGUCCGGCCUGCCGAGGUGAACCGAACGCGUCCGAAGUGAGCGCAGUGCCCGACACCAGGUCCCGAACGCCACGACUAGGCGCACGUCCGGCACAGUCCACUCAGAGAUACGACCCAUGCUGGACCAACAUCGCUGGUCCACGCCAGCAGCAUCCGACACAACCAGCACGAGUUGAUCCAGCGACACGGCCUGGAUCAGGAGGAUAAGGAAGGAAGGAUCGGUGGUUCCUGUUGUAUUUCGCGGAGAAGAGACGAUUCGGUGUUGCACGCGUUUUGUGAAAAGGACAAUGUUUAUUUUUUUAUUUUUCUUCGAAUGACAAGCACGUCCUCGCGCAAUAAUCCUUAAUCGUUCGUACGGUGCUCGUUGUGCUUUUACUUUGUUUCGCGUUCGUACGACGUGUCGUCGUUUUAAUGAUAUCGCUGUCGGCUGAAGAAACGUGUCUCUGUCGGGAGUUUACGUGUGUUCCUUGAGGACUACAAAAUUAUACUCGUGUUCGCGUACAAAAGUGUCAGGAAAGUGUGGAUGGGCUGUAUGCUGUUUUUUUGGCAUUGUUUUUUCAAGCCUACCAAAAGGCCUGCGUCGCCCGACGAAAAUACGAAACUGUCAACGCGGUUAACCUUCACGGGAAAACUUGCUCGGAGUCUCGUCCGCUGUCCACGAGUCAUUCGGACGUGAAGAACGAGGAUCGAAAAGUUGACACGAUAUAACAGUGAGAAUAACCAGUGUCCAAAGUUUGUUACUGUGUCGCGAUACAGAGGGGAAAAUUCCGAAUGUCAAACACGAGAAGGCUGAACGUUUGACAGGAUCCUUCGCGGAAGAUCGAAGAAAUCGCUGACGAGUCGAACGGACGACGUACGACUGUAAUCGUGUCUCUGGGCAGUUGCCGUUUAUUUAUUCACAAACACGAGAAAUUUUCUUCUCGAGGCCCAGACCGAUCGUACAACAUUUCUUCGACAAGGACGGCUAAGGUGAAAAACAAAAGCGCGUGACACGGACACGCGCCCAGCUAUGCUGCCCAUUUGACGAAGAGCUCGGCAAGGAACUUACGAUAAUUAUUACUUCGGUGUAUGUAUAUAUGCAUGCGGAUAUAUAUAUAUAUUUUAGAAAAAAAAAAGGAAAAGCGUCACGUCCUCGACGCGAUUUUUGAGAGGCAGAGAGGAAUUUUCGUAAAAAUUCAUUCGCCAAAGUACAGAAACAAGUGAUCCGCACGAAUGGUGACGAGAUUAACGAAAUACGUGGUGAAUCCCACGGGAUAUCCAGGCGGAUCCGGAAACACGAAGAGACGAAAGGAAGGUGACGCGACAACGAUCGCGGAAGAAUUAAUUUUUUUCUUUUAUUUUGUUCUACGUUAAAUCUUAACGAGAAUUUCAAAUCCCCCGUUCGCGGGCCGCCAGUGAUUAUUUCCCGUGAAAUCCGCGGGAAAAAAUUUUCGACACACGGGAAUUGUUGAAAAACAAAAAAUUUUCGAGUUUUACUCUCCUUGUAAAUUGAGUGUCGUCGGUAACGAUCGAGACUUUCAUCAUGAGGAUCAAAAUGCCUGCUGUUAGAAUCGCGCAAGCGGAGACGUCGCAGGGCACCACUCAAGACACCGUCCAAUGCGGGGGCUGCCGGGCGUCCUACCCCCUCGCUGAGAUUGUGCGAUUUAUCGAGCACAAGGUCAACCACUGUCGCAGCACACUUCAGGGCUGUCACAGUCCGUCCCCAGCUGCUGCGCCGGAGGACUCGGACCCCGAGGACGCCCUGGCGCUCAAAGCGGAACAGGAAAAAUUGAAUUCGGUGCCGAGUAUCUCGGCGCCUAUCAAUAAAAGGGGCACCAGGGUGGAGAGUCCGCCUACCCCGCAGGGAUCAGCUCAGGACAGUGGCAGUCCCAUUGAGCUCAGGGCCAGUGCCAGUUCCACCCCCAAGAGACGGCUGGAGGGCCCCGAGGAGGACAAGGAGGAAUUGCCGAAGAAACGUAAAACGGAAUCCGUCGAUGCUGAUACCAAUACCGUUAAUUCCAAACCAAGAUGGCUGCAGUGCUCGCAGUGCUCCCGUCGACUCUCCUCCGCCUGGGAACUCCUGCAGCACGCGCAGAGCGUCCACGGGGCGAGGCUCUACACGUCCUCGUCAUCCUCGGCGAACUCCUCCUCGAACGCGCCGGCACUGAGUCCACCUACCCCCACGCCGACCCACACUCACCACCUCAGUCCACCCAAUCACCUGAACCUCAGUGGGAAGUCGACCGGAAGUUCCUCGGCCGCAAAUUCCUCGGGGGGUACCAAUUCCAGCGGUAGCAGCGGAGGUCGACAGCUACAGUCUUCGGCGUCCCUGGUCGCGGAUCCUCUUCAGAGCUUCCUGAGGAUGCCUCAGCACCUAGAGAGAAGCUUUCCACCCAUGUUCAGGCCUGACUUCCUCGCGCUGAACUCGCUGGCUGGGUACAGGGGACUUCCGGAUCUUCAAACGGCUACCAGAAACCUACAGAACCUCGGCGAUCCUCUACGGGGUAUGGACGGUGUUAACCUGGGUGAUCCUCUCGUCAGGAGCUCCCUGGAUUCCUUCAACAAUGCGAGGAAUCUGGCUAAUCUGGCUGAACUCUCUCACGGGAGAGGUCUGGCUGCACAGGGUCAUCCACCACCUCUAGAAGCCAACCUGGAUUUUUACUCGGCGCGCCUAAGGAGCCUCGCUAACCCGUCCUUAGGCGCGGCUCCGAAUCCACCCUCCAACCCCACCCCCGUAGUCAGUCUACCUCAUUCCAUAGAGCCACCAAGUCCAGCAGCAAAUCCUACCAACCUCACCCACUCCCAUCAGAAGGAGAACUCGCCGCCAUGUUAUACGCAAAGUCCUAUUGGGCAUCACAAUAAUAAUAAUUCAACAGACUCCGAAAAGACGAGCCCACCGGUGGCCUCCACUCCGAUCAUCACCGACAGCGAGACCGUCUACACCUGCGAGGUCUGCGACAAGAAGUUCAGGUUUCAGUCGAACCUCAUCGUCCACCGCCGGAGUCACCAGGACAAGGAGAGGGCCUUCCAGGAGACGAUGCAGGACGGCACGGCCACCAGGUGCGAGGUCUGCGAGCUGGAGGUAGCAAGCUUCUCCGAGCUCAGGAAACACAUGAGGAAGGAGCACCAGGAGAGUCUGAACGUGGCUUCGAGUCCUCAGGGUAGCGUGGAGACGGUGCCCGACGACGGUAGCAGCUGCGACGAGAACAUAGACCUGGACGAGGCCGAGGAUAAGGUCAGGGAAGAUACGGAGGAGAACACACCGGAGGACCUCAGUACGACCCAGGGUCAAAGUAGCGAGGAGAGCGGGGGCCGAGUCGAUCAGAAGCCGAGUCUGGUCGGGGACCUCAUGGAAAAGUUUGGUCUGAGCAACAUAGCCCAAUAUUCGGAAGCCUACAGGCAGGCCCUGCAAGAGAAUCAUAGGGGCGCCUUCAUAAAGGCAGAGUCCACGUCCAACCUCACGAAUUCCCUGAACAACAACAAGGAAAAGGACAGCGCCCUCUCGCCGACAAACUUCAACUCCUCGUCCACCCCCAACAUAUUCUCGGGUCAGGGCUUCCCCAGGAGCACGGGUCCGGACUUUGGUGGUCUCUGGCUACCAAGCCCGCACUACCUGGAGAACAACGAGUUCCGGAAGGCCUCCAAGGCCACGACCUCCAGCCUGUCCCUUCAGGGUCUGCCCAGUCCACUCCUGAAGAAGGAACGAAGCGGCAGAAACGACACCUGCGAGUACUGCGGCAAGGUCUUCAAGAACUGCUCCAACCUGACGGUCCACAGGCGGUCCCACACCGGCGAGAAGCCCUACAAGUGUGAACUAUGCUCCUACGCCUGCGCCCAGAGUUCAAAGCUCACGAGACACAUGAAGACCCACGGCAGACACGGCAAGGACACCUACAAGUGUCGCUUCUGCGAGAUGCCCUUCUCGGUACCCAGCACCCUGGAGAAGCACAUGCGCAAGUGCGUCGUGGUGGUCCAGCAGGGUCCUAAAUUGGGUAUGCCGUAUCCUGGUAGCCAGGACGAGGACUCGUCUCUCAGUACCAAGGACACUUGAUCCUGGAACGGCAGCCUACCGCCGAUCCCACCAAUGUGGCCGCAUAGGCCGCCAUAUCCAGUAUACUAAGUGUUCGGUGCUGAUCUACAUGGGACAUGGCACAUCGAAGAGUGAUCCGGGAAGACUCCAGAGGAUGACGUCCAAGUUGAUUUACAGACAGGACUCGUCCUACAGGUACCUCUUGCACCGGGUCUUCGAGAUGGUCCUCAUGGUAGAGGAUGCGGUAAGGGUUCUCUAAGGUGGCUAGCAGAUCUACCACAGGGUCUGGUCAAGGCUUGAUUUUACACUUCAAGCACUACUGCACCUCAGCUCUACCCACCGGAAAUGAAUCACGUCCAGAUUUCACUGGGCGACGUAUACCGGAAGUCCUCAAGAACAGCCUGAACGAGCUCAAGGAGAAGAAGAGAAAAAACGCGAUCCGUCGCGUCGUACAACGAAAUACCCCAGUCUGUCAGGACUGGGCGGGGAAGAUUCGACGAGGUGAGAAUCGUCGGGGAAGAAAGUCAAGAAAGUGAAUGGAGGAGGAGAAUUUAAAAGAAAAAGAGAGAAGCCGAAUAAGAUGAAGCUACAAACGAAAUACUUAAAAAGAAAAACCCCAAUAAUUUAAACUGAAACGAAUGAAUGGUUACCAUUGCGAGUCUCAGACCCCUAUUAAAUUAUGUACUUAUAAAUAACGACGAUAUAUAUAUAUAUCUAUAUAUAUAUAUAUAUAUAUA